CAGAGCACCGAUGUCUACAAUGUCUAGAAAAAGUGCACGAUUGUUAUCGAGAACCAAAAGCGAUGAAGAAACUGCACCAGCUGCUAAAGUGAGCAGGAAAAGGAAGGCAGAAGAGGAUUUAGACGAAGAUACAACGAUGAUUAAAAGAACGAAGACGUACAGAAUUGAAACGCAGUGGAUACCCAUCUCUGAGAACUCCUCCAUUUCAACGUGCACACUAGUACCUAGUCACCCACCCACACCAGAAAGUGAAGAAAAGAAACCAACAGAUAUCAUUUUAGGUUCAAAAUUUCGCUUCAGAAACUACUUUAUAUCCACAAACAGAUCAUCUCCACUUCCUAAAUUAAGUUGGGCAGACUCGAGAGAAGUAUGGCAAUUCAUGUUGAAGAAGGAAUCCCAUUAUCAUCGAGAUGUAAACCUAUUUAAGAAUCACCCAGCUUUACAGUCAAGAAUGAGGACUAUCUUAUUGGACUGGCUCAUUGAGGUGUGCGAGGUGUAUCGGCUACACAGGGAGACUUUCUACCUGGGCGUGGACUUUGUGGAUCGAUAUAUGAGUUUAAGUAAUGGGAUACAGAAACACCAACUUCAGCUCAUUGGCAUCACAUCGUUGUUCAUAGCAGCCAAGUUAGAGGAAAUCUACCCACCAAAGAUAGCAGAGUUCGCGUACGUAACAGAUGGCGCCUGUACAGAAGAUGAAAUUUUGGACCAAGAACUGAUCAUGUUGAAGGCACUGAACUGGGACUUAUCACCACUUACCACCAAUGGUUGGCUCAACCUAUACCUACAAGUUGCCAAUAUAGAUCACAUUGUGGAAUCAGAGCAUGGAUUUGUCUUCCCUCAGUAUUCCUCUCAUGCAUUUAUACAAAUAGCUCGGUUGGUGGACUUGUGUAUCCUGGACAUUGGCUGUCUUCAGUUUCCCUACAGUGUCAUUGCUGCCUCUGCACUCUAUCACCUCACAACCAAAGAAAUUGCCCUCUCAGUCUCUGGCUUUGCAUGGGUAGACAUUCUUCAGUGUGUGAGCUGGAUGGCUCCCUUUGCAAUAACUGUGCGAGAGUCUGGUCCUGCAGAAGUGAAGUUCUUUCCUAAUGUGGCACCAGAGGACAGCCAUCACAUCCAGACACAUUCUAUUGACCUCAGCCUCCUGGAAAAGGCACAGGAAAGGCAGGAACAAGUGCUUAGCUCUUUGCGAGCAGGAAGUCCAGACCUGCAGGCUCAAGUGAUCACACAACUAACACCACCUCACAGUAACAAAAAGACUGGCUCUACAAGUGAUCUAAUGUCCUCACCACAUCAAGAUGAAAUACGGGAAAAUACAGAAGAAUGCAACUGAUACGGCGCAGCGAGGUGUGCAUUAUGAUUGUGCUAUUUGAGGACCUUUACCAAGGGUAUCAUAGACUAAAGGAUAUUAGGACAGACAACUGCUUCAUAGCCUCUAGGAGAAUGACUCUUUGGUAUGAGAUAGUGCAAAAUACUAGGAAAGUGAAAGCAGGUCUGUCAAAAUGUAUUUCUGUUUGUCAUAUAAAACAGCAAAAUUCAGAUCAUAGAUGACACUGAAUGAAUAUGGAUAUUACUUCUACUCGUGUGCAAUAAACGAUGAAACCUGUGCAACGAUUGAAAGACAGUUUUUUCUCCUUCAGCGCAUUAGAUAUUUGACAAUUGACCUGACAGAGUAAAAGAUAUUGGACAUAUGAACUGACAGAAUUGGAUUGAUCUGAUAUU
This is a messenger RNA of Ylistrum balloti, 1719 nucleotides long. RefSeq names its product G1/S-specific cyclin-E-like. The transcript is spliced from 10 exons. The record is from RefSeq and is a predicted model, not a curated record. Bases 11 to 1330 code for a protein of 439 amino acids. Gene Ontology annotation, biological process: regulation of cyclin-dependent protein serine/threonine kinase activity; G1/S transition of mitotic cell cycle. Gene Ontology annotation, molecular function: cyclin-dependent protein serine/threonine kinase regulator activity. NCBI's taxonomy places the organism in Eukaryota, Metazoa, Mollusca, Bivalvia, Pectinida, Pectinidae. Gene Ontology annotation, cellular component: nucleus; centrosome; cyclin E1-CDK2 complex.